This is a messenger RNA of Orcinus orca (killer whale), 5776 nucleotides long. RefSeq names its product family with sequence similarity 13 member B (gene FAM13B). Lineage: Eukaryota; Metazoa; Chordata; Mammalia; Artiodactyla; Delphinidae. The transcript has 25 exons. The record is from RefSeq and is a predicted model, not a curated record. The coding region runs from base 519 to 3434 and encodes 971 amino acids. Gene Ontology annotation, biological process: signal transduction.
CCGCCCUACGCCCUCCGCCCUCCGCUCUCCUCUCGCUCGCCGUUAAGGAGGCUCUGCGCCUCAGCUACAGCCUCCGUCUCCGCUCCAGCCGCAUCCUCCGUGUCUCUGCCGCCGCCACCGCCGGGGGCAUCCGGGGGUCGCCUAACGGGCUGGCCCUGCGCCACAGUCGUCGCUUCAGCCUCCCGCCAGUGGCGGCCACAAGAAGAAGCUCGCUGGCCGCGGAGCCACUUGGGGCCUCAGUUCUCGCCCUCUUUCAGUUGCCGCGGGUUCUGGAGAAGCGGCCGCGGCCGGGGAACUGGGCAUCGAGGUUCCAACGAUUAACUGCUGAAGUACUGAUCGAGUUCUGUGUUUCUUCAAUGAGGAACUACAGGCUGAUCUUCUGCCAUAAUCUCAAACAGCCAUAAAUGACAAAAGAAUGCUUGCUCAGUGAGGGUAGCUGGUGCAGAAACCAUUUUGUAAACUUAGGUGUUUAAGUACUCAAAGAAAAGACAGCUUUGAUUUCUGGCUGCAAAAAAGAUAUGAGGAAGAGCUCCUCCCCUUCCUUGAAUAACUGCAACUCCGUUCUUGCUAACAAAAUAUUUGGAAUUCCACUUGAUGAGCUGCAGCAGGGAGGACAUCCAGACAAUGAGGUUCCGUUCAUAGUCCGCCACGUAGUGGACUAUAUUGAGGAACAUGGAGGUCUGGAGCAACAAGGACUUUUUCAAGUCAAUGGAAAUGCUGAGACAGUGGAGUGGCUUCGGCAGAGAUACGACAGCGGAGAAGAGGUGGAUUUGGUUAAGGAAGCAGAUGUUCCCUCGGCUAUUAGUCUUCUUAGGUUUUUCCUUCAAGAACUUCCUGAACCUGUUAUCCCUGGCAGUUUGCAUAUUCACUUGAUGCAGCUUUCUCAAGAUUAUAAUAACGAAGAUGAAUUUGGAAGAAAGUUGAGGUUCCUCUUGCAACAGCUUCCACCUGUUAAUUACAGUUUGUUAAAGUUUCUGUGUAGAUUUUUAGCCAAUGUAGCAUCACAUCAUGAAGAAAUUUGGUCUGCAAACUCUUUGGCUGCUGUCUUUGGUCCAGAUGUCUUCCAUAUUUACACAGAUGUGGAAGAUCUGAAAGAACAAGAAAUAGUGAGCAGGAUAAUGGCUGGACUUCUGGAAAAUUACUAUGAGUUUUUUGAGAAUGAAGAGGAAGAUUUUUCAUCUAAUGAUUUGAGUUCAAUUACUGAACAGGCAGGUAGCAGCGUUCUCCACAAGCUGGAGUCUGGAGAGCAGGCAUUUCACGAGGCCCUAGAGAAGGGAAUUACAGCAGUCAAAGAAAGAAGAGAUAUUAAUGAACUUUCUGGGGAAGAAGAGGAAGAUGAAAAGCUGGAACAUACAGAAGAACUUCCAGAAGAGGGUGCAGAAAAAUCAGAUGACAUGCCAGAGGUGGUACAGUUAAGGAUGACUGAAAACAUCCUGGAACCAAAUAGUGUUACAGCAUCAACAAGUGCCCAUAUAUCUCCUAUCAGCAUCUUACCAGCCUCUGUGGACAUUUUAGAAAGAACAAUUAGAGCAGCUGUGGAACAGCACCUUUUUGAUCUGCAGAGCAGCAUAGAUCAUGAUCUUAAGAAUUUACAACAGCAAAGUCUGGUGUGUAAUAAUGAAGCAGGAAGUGUUAAUUGUGAUGGGGAAGGAUCUAAUAACCAGGUUGAUAUUGCUGAUGGUAUUAUUAAUGCCAGUGAAUGUAACAGAGACUGUUCAGAACCUGUGGCUAGCACUAAUUUAGACAAUGAAGUUAUGCAGCAAGAUUUUGUAUUUGAGGAUGAAGAAAAUAACCAGACUGUAGGUAUACUGUUAGAGCCAUGCAGUGAUCAUGGUGAUGGUGAAGCUGGCUGUCUUGAGAGGAAAGAAUGUUUGUCAUUUGACAGUGAUAAAUUGUCACACUUCAUUCUGGAUUCUAGUAGCAAGAUAUGUGAUUUGAAUGCCAACACUGAAUCAGAAGUGCCAGGAGGUCAAAGUGUUGGUGUUCAAGGGGAGGCAGCAUGUGUCCAAAUUCCACAGUUAGAUCCGAAGAAUGUUUCUGACGGUGAUAAAUGGGAAGCGUCAUGCCCUAUCACUUUUCCCCUCAUUGAUUUCAAAACAAUGCAUCUGCAGAGAGAUGGGGAGGAGCCAUUUCCUGCUUUUAAGUCUUGGCAGGAAGACUCUGAGUCUGGAGAAGCUCAACUCUCUCCACAAGCUGGAAGAAUGAAUCAUCAUCCUCUGGAAGAGGACUGUCCUCCAGUAUUAUCACACCGGAGUUUAGAUUUUGGGCAAAGCCAGCGUUUCCUACAUGAUCCAGAAACAUUGGAUUCCUCAUCGAAAGCACUUUCUUUUGCUAGGACUCGAAGAUCAUCUUUUAGUUCAAAAGAUGAAAAAAGAGAAGACAGAACACCAUACCACUUAGUCAAGAAACUUCAGAAAAAAAUCAGACAAUUUGAGGAACAGUUUGAAAGGGAAAGAAAUAGCAAGCCCUCCUACAGUGAUAUAGCAGCCAAUCCAAAGGUAUUAAAAUGGAUGACAGAGCUCACCAAACUGCGAAAGCAAAUCAAAGAUGCAAAACACAAAACCUCUGAUGGAGAGUUUGUACCUCAGACACGUCCACGUAGUAACACUCUUCCAAAAAGCUUUGGCUCGUCUCUAGACCAUGAAGAUGAAGAGAAUGAAGAUGAAUCCCGGGUCAUUCAGAAGGAGAAGAAGCCAUCUAAGGAAGCAACACUUGAACUUAUUCUGAAAAGACUGAAAGAAAAACGUGUUGAGAGGUGUCUUCCAGAAGAUAUCAAAAAAAUGACAAAAGAUCAUUUGGUAGAAGAGAAAACUUCUCUCCAGAAAAGUCUUCUUUAUUAUGAAAGUCAACAUGGAAGGCCGGUAACCAGGGAAGAAAGGCACAUUGUUAAACCUCUUUAUGAUAGAUACAGACUUGUAAAACAGAUGCUGACAAGAGCUAGCAUCACUCCUGUCCUUGGAUCUCCAUCCACCAAGCGAAGGGGUCAGAUGUUACAGCCAAUCAUAGAAGGAGAAACUGCACAUUUUUUUGAAGAAAUCAAGGAAGAAGAAGAAGAAGAUGGUGUUAGUCUGUCCUCUGAGUUAACUGAUAUCUUGAAAACUGCUGUACAGGCACAGUCUUCAUUGGAAAACUCAGAAUCUGAUAUGGAAGAAAAUCAAGAAAAACUGGCUCUAGAUCUCCGAUUGUCAAGUACUCGAGCAGCUUCUAUGCCCGAAUUACUGGAACAACUUUGGAAAGCCAGAGCUGAAAAAAAGAAACUACGUAAAACGUUACGGGAAUUUGAAGAAGCAUUUUAUCAACAAAAUGGAAGGAAUGCCCAGAAAGAGGAUCGUGUUCCAGUGCUUGAGGAGUACAGGGAGUACAAGAAAAUUAAAGCCAAGCUUAGGCUUCUUGAAGUUCUUAUCAGCAAACAAGAUUCUUCAAAAUCCAUAUAAAAUAUGAUCCUUGAAAACAUCAUAAAAUCAGUUGUAUUCCCUGAAGCUAUCAUCAUGUGUACUUGGCUGGUACUUAAGUUCAUUUUGUCAGGCACUCACAGAGUCUCAUUUUGUACUUGCUGGUGGUGCCACUAGAGAAAUGAUGGGAGGGUAAGUAGACCCUGUCUAGGGAGUGCGAUGUUCCAUGUUAACCACAGACUGCCCCCUACCUUUAGCAAACAUCCACUUUUCUUCAUUGUUUUGUACUACAGAUACAUCGUGUUAGUAGAAGACUAAUAUUUUAUCUUUUCAACUUUAAGAACUUUGGAGAUAGAAGCUUUUUGUUAUUACCAACUUUAUUAUUUUGUUUUUCAUUACUCAAGAAAAUUGAGAGGAAAAUCUUCACAUUGAAUUCUUCUUCAGUUGCCUUUUUCUUACAGAAUGACUGAAAAUUUGAAAGAAAAGCCUAUAAAUGUGCACAUAUGCAACUAUGUUCUCUGUUUUCUUAGAAAACCAAAAUCAACUGAAAUUUCAAGUCCUACUGUGGAACAUAUUUCUGUUAAAUUCCCAAAGUGACACUUUCUCACAGGUAGUAUGUUAGCAGAAUUUUGCAAUUCAGUGGUCACACAGCUCCUGGAUGAAGAUAACAGCGGGUAGACCAAAAAGUGACCUUGCUUAUUAGUAUAGUGAAAACACACAGCACACAUCACACACAGAACUGAAUUAAUAUCACAUGCUGCCUUUGGGACUUAAGUUACUGUUUGUUUCCUCAGUUACAGUUUAUCAGUUGGUGAUGAUGUGAUUUGUCUGGAUUAGAUCCUGCAUUUUUUCCCCCUACCCACCUCCAGAUAAUGUGAGAAAAUAGCCAUGUCAGUAUGUAGGAACUCUGAUGGUGCUCAGAUUUGUGUGUUCAAUCAAAUGGGCUUAAAUUGGCAAAAGAAUCAUUAUGCCUGAAGUAAAUCUAUUCUUAACAAGGGCUAUACCACUGCAUUUUUACAUGUACCUUCAAGGGGUUGCAUCAUUUUUUUUUUCUUUUUUAAUCAGCAAAAUCCAUAAAGAAAACAUCCUCUAGAGGGAUCACCUUUUGCUCAAUCACAAGCUGUUUAAAGCAGCUGGUUAUAGGUGUAUUGUGGUAUGCCCCUUGUCAUACACUCUAAGCAUAUCUUUUUUUCUCUGGCUUUGCAUGGCUUUUCUUCAGGUUCUUUCCUGGUAUAAUUCUGCUAAUUAUUUUCACAGAAUGGUGACUUUAUUUGUGCUAACAAUAUGAUAGUCAUUAACAGCAUAUUCUGAUCAGGCUUAAUCUAAGUGUUCAUUUUUUUCCUGGUGCUUUUUUGGAUUGAUGAGUGUCUCACUUUGUGCCCAUGUUUUGCAUGCAGUGACUCAUGCAUGGUUUUCUUAACUAGCUAAUAUUCAUAAUUUGUUCCAUACAAAAAUGGACUUUUGCAGCAUCCUUUAAUAAGGUGAGGGAAGCAUGAACCUCAGACUUCUGGCACUAUUACAUAGCACAUGAAGUAGCUUGAUAAUAAGUAGCAUUUCUAGUACUUCACAUUUCUAGUACUUCACAUUUCACCUGUGUGUGCAAUGCCUUUUUUGGGGGGAGGGAAUGUUCCUUGGUAGUGAACGUGUCAUUGGGGAAUAAAGCACUAAAUCCAGCCCUUUUCGUGUGGUUUCCUUUUGAUACAGCUAGGUUAUUCAUAAUGUACACCUAGAAACGUGAAAUUGAGAACACCAAAAGAUGUUAUCAUUUUGAUUUGAAUUCAUCAUGCAGUGUACAUUUAGUUAAUUUCUUUCAGUCUCCAACAGGAGUAUAUCCAAACAUCUUAUUUAAUGUGCACUGUAUAUUGUUUUAUAUGAAUGUUUUAUUUUAUAUACCACAUGCAAAAAUGUCCAUAUGCACUAUUUAAAUGUUUUAAAUAAUAUAUUCCUUCUUUAUAAUGCUAAAUCUAUAUGAGUACCAUAUUUUUAUAAGUCAGUGGCCUGACUGGUUUCAUUUUAGAAUUAACAGCUGCUUCAUGAUGUUGGUUAUUCACUGUUAAUGUUUGGCUGUGAGUAGAAUAGAUGAAAAGUGGCAUGGCAGCACUUAUGCUAUGUGACAGUAUUGUGUGUCAUAGUUCAGUAGUAAGUGGUAGAAUUAGGCAGUUUGUGAUAAUUUUACUUUGGUACAAGUAAAAACUGUAUAUCUAUAUACAAACAGUAUAUAGAUAUAUACGACUACAAGUAUAAUUGCAUUGCUGUGUUUGGCACUUCAUUGUAUAGACUUUUGUAAUAAAAGAACUUUAAUGUUCUAAGUCAUUGUAAAUGUUUUUUGUUUUUUUCACUAGAUGUUUAAAAAGAAGAAAUAAAACCCUCAAGUGUUCCCUUGC